GGAUGCUUGUUGCGUAGGCGCUGUGUGAGCUGGGCUGGCUGCCUAUUGAUGGCAAAACAAGGGUGUCUGUGAGCAAACGGGUGAGGGAAGGGUGACGGACAGAGCUUAAAGCCACAUCUGAGCUUAAAGCCACAUCUAGAGUCCUCUCACUUUUUACUAUUUAGCCUCUAGUCACUGGAUUGAAUGUAGCAUCCUUUCAUCGGUGAGAUUUGCAAUCCAGUGAGCCUGAGACACCGCCUAUUCCUGCCUGAGAAGGUACUGCCAACAAACAGAAGGAUCACAUCCACUGCAGGGCUCAGAGACUGACCCACUCGGGGAUACCAUGGAAGCCCCUCUUGUGUGUUUGGAUGAGGAAUUUGACGACCUCCGGCCUUGCCGUAUAGAUGAGUUUGACCACCCCGCACUCACCCACUCCUCUUACACCUCCACCACCAUUCCGCUGGUCUCCAUCACCCGAGAGGACUUCUCUGAGUUGGAGAACUUUUCCGAGAUGAUGAGUUUCAAGUCGAUGGAGGACCUGGUCAACGAGUUUGAUGAGAAACUCAACGUGUGCUUCCACAAUUACAAUACUAAGACCGAGGGCCUGGCACCGAUACGCAACCCGUCACAAAACCAGGAGGAUGAGGAGCAGCUGCAAGAUGAAGAUGUGUGGGAUGCCCUAACCGACAACUACAGAGCUUCGUGGGACGGCCUGGACGCUGAAGGAUUCAACGGAAAUCUUUCUGAUAAAGAGAUCCACGAAAAGGAGGAGGAGGAAAUGAAUGAAAAGAAUGAGAAUGCCAACUGUCUUAAUGAAGAGCCUCUCAUCACAGCAGAUCAAGUCAUUGAGGAGAUAGCAGAGAUGAUGGAGAACUCCCCAGACCCCGGUGAAACUGAGGAAGAGGACGAAGAGGAGAGCAGCCAUUGCUCCUCCAGGACUCACCCUUCACUGCUGGAGGAGAUCCGACAAUUGUCCCAGGCCUCCAACAACAACUCUUCUUAUGAAGGCCUGAGUCUGAUGCCCAGUUCCGCACUGGUUGAACUGCUGCACCACGUGGAGGCUGCAAUCCGAGAGUACUCAGAAGAACUGGUCAGUCAGCUGGCACGGCGUGAAGAGCUGGAAUUUGAAAAAGAAGUGAAGAACACGUUCAUCACUGCUCUGAUAGAAGUGCAGAACAGGCAGAAGGAGCAGCGAGACAGUAGUAAACGCCGACGCCGGGAAAAGGCUUUGAGCCUGCAGGGAGGAAUGGGCGUGGUGUCGGUAACCGCAGGAAACACUGGCACCACCGGUCGUGCAGAGAAGACAGGAAGUAUGCCUGUCAAGCGUUUCAGUAUGGAGGGACUUUCCAACAUCCUGCAGACGGGCAUCAGACAGACAUUUGGAAGCACAGGGAAUGAGAAACAGUAUUUGAAUACAGUUAUCCCUUAUGAGAAGAAAGGCAGCCCUCCAUCUGUUGAUGACCUCCAGUUGCUCACAAAAAUUCUUUUUGCCAUGAAAGAGGACAGUGAGAAAGUCCCUGCACUGCUAACUGACUACAUAUUAAAAGUCUUGUGUCCUACCUAAAGUGAUGUACCAGCUUGGGGCCGUGAUCCGUUGGGGGAGGGGAGGAGGUACUUCUCCUUUUCCCGGUGGCCCAAGCAGCAUGAGCCUUCUCCUCGUUCACUAUUCUCAGCCGUGGAUCCAACAAGCAUCAACAUCAUUGUAUUCGCCUCCACGAUGCCGAUUGCCUUUUGCUGAACUUCUCCUGUCCCCCGUUCCACUUUACCACGCUUCAGCCAGCCACUGAAAUAUUCAAAGUGGGACACAGCCAGAGCCAUCUUUGAAAGGACUUCACCACUGGAGCAUGAAACACUACAAAUGACCACACCAUCAAUAACACGGGGUUUCUGCAUUUCAUUCCUCUGUUUUCAUUUAUUCUUUUCAUUGUUCGUACAUUGUCGAAUUAAUUGAUUUGAAUAGAUAAGCCAUGCACUGUUAUUUUUAUUUUUUAUUUUUUUUUUUUUGACAACUGUAGCUGAGUGAAAGAGGAAAAACAAUUCAGGUCCAAUGCAUUUUCUUUGUUUCUUGUUCUUUGUUUCAUCCUCUGAAAACACUAUUUUGUAAUCUCUUUUAAUUUGUAUCAAACAUUUGAGAGGAAGUGUUUUUUUCUACUUUCAUUUAAUGUCACUAGAGUGACAGGCUACCAUGUUCCAUAUUGAUCCGUUAAAACUCGACAUGUUGUGUAGUUAAACUUUGAAUAUCGUCAACUUGCCCACGAAAGGUGCACACAUUUACAUAUGAUCAUUUAUGACUCAUGUUGACAUGUGUAAAUUAAUCUUACAUGACUAAAUUCCAAAUUCUAAUAAACACGC
Molecule: messenger RNA, 2331 nt
Organism: Syngnathoides biaculeatus (alligator pipefish)
Lineage: Eukaryota; Metazoa; Chordata; Actinopteri; Syngnathiformes; Syngnathidae
Gene: fez1
Product: fasciculation and elongation protein zeta 1 (zygin I)
Exons: 10
Coding region: 323-1543 (406 amino acids)
Cellular component (GO): cytoplasm; axon
Source: RefSeq, a predicted model, not a curated record